This is a messenger RNA of Penicillium diatomitis, 3651 nucleotides long. Its product is annotated as mismatch repair ATPase MSH6. Gene Ontology annotation, molecular function: ATP-dependent DNA damage sensor activity; mismatched DNA binding; ATP binding. Bases 1 to 3651 code for a protein of 1216 amino acids. The record is from RefSeq and is a predicted model, not a curated record. Gene Ontology annotation, biological process: mismatch repair. Gene Ontology annotation, cellular component: nucleus; MutSalpha complex. The transcript has 5 exons. Lineage: Eukaryota; Fungi; Ascomycota; Eurotiomycetes; Eurotiales; Aspergillaceae.
AUGGCAAAGGAGUCUGCGACAUCGCCGUCCGCCACCCCACCUCCAGCGGCAUUGAAGCGGACAACCUCGAGCACACAAAACAUGAAGAACCAGAAGUCCAUUCUCGGGUUCUUCCAAAAGUCCUCUCCAGCGACUCCGGCAAGCAAGAAGCCUCGCGAGCCGGAGUCUUCUCCGGCUCAACGUGCUGGUGAACAGCGUAGAGGAAGUACUGUCAAGCCAACACCGAAGAGGAGUUUCUCAAGCUUCGCAGGGGACCUCACCCCGGUGCCGAGUAGCGAUGUCCCUGUCCCCGAGGAAGAUGAGGUGGAAGUCGAGGACAAGACGAAACCUACACCCGACGACUCCAAAGAGAACACAAUGACUCCGUCGCGACGGGCCAAGAAAAAGCAAAUCAGCUACAAGGAGUCAGAUUCAGAAGGCGAAGACGACGACGAUGUCAUUUUCCGGCCAAGUCGGAAGGCGAGCACAAACGGGCGCGCCGCGAAGCGGAGGAAGACGGUCGAGGAGAGCGAUGACGAAUUUGAGGGAGCUGAGGCCAUUGGAUACUCAGAUGAUGAAAUGGACGAUUUUAUCGUCGCUGACGAUUCCGACGAAGAAGCAGCCGCACCAAAGAAACGCAGUAGGCCCGCCACAACUUCUUCGCGGAAAGACGUCAAUCGUGCGCCUUCUUCACCUCCUCCUCCGCCAGCGGAUGAUGACCUUGACCUCGAUCUCCCUGAAGGCUCGGCUGGUGGCACCCUGCAGUGGAAGUUUGACCCUGACACUGUUGAGCCUCGGAAAGAGCGUGCCGUGCAAAAAACCCCCAAAUCAACGUCGAGUGCCAAGAAGGAGAGAGCGUACACUAGGGAGCCCGAGGAACGAUACCCUUGGCUUGCAAAUCCCAAGGACAUCGAUGGAAACCCUCCAGGACAUCCUGACUUCGAUCCUCGUACAAUCUAUGUUCCUCCACUAGCUUGGUCCAAGUUCUCGCCUUUCGAGAAGCAGUACUGGGAGAUAAAGCAGAAGUUUUGGGAUACAGUUGUUUUCUUCAAGAAGGGCAAGUUCUACGAACUUUACGAAAAUGACGCCACCAUUGGCCAUCAGCUGUUUGAUCUCAAACUUACCGAUCGCGUCAACAUGCGAAUGGUCGGCGUGCCCGAGAUGAGUUUGUCGCACUGGGCGAACCAAUUUGUUGCCAAGGGAUUCAAGAUUGCCAGGGUUGAUCAAUCUGAGUCGGCGCUCGGAAAGGAAAUGCGUGAGAGAGAUGGGAAAAAGCCUGGCAAGGAAGACAAGAUCAUCAAACGAGAGCUAGCCUGCGUCUUGACCAGAGGCACGCUCGUGGAGGGAUCAAUGCUCCAGGACGAUAUGUCUACAUAUUGUGUAGCCAUCAAGGAGGCCAUCAUCGAUGAUCGCCCUGCGUUUGGCCUUGCAUUCGUGGAUACCGCGACGGGCCAGUUCUUCAUCUCUGAAUUUGUCGACGAUGUGGACAUGACCAAGUUUGAGACAUUUGUCGCGCAGACAAGACCUCAAGAAAUGCUUCUUGAGAAGGGCUGUGUGUCACAGAAGGCCAUGCGUAUUCUCAAGAACAACACUGGACCGACAACUAUUUGGAACUACCUGAAGCCGGGCAGGGAGUUCUGGGAAGCCGAUAUCACCUUGAAGGAACUUGAUGCCUGUGAAUAUUUCGUUUCUCAAGAUGAUGAAAAUGUCACAGCCUGGCCUGAUGUUCUGCGCGAUGCCAGAGAAAAGGAGCUGCUGAUGUCUGCAUUUGGCGCUCUCACGCAAUAUCUUCGAGUGCUCAAGAUUGACCGAGAUCUCAUUACGAUUGGCAACUUCACAUGGUAUGAUCCCAUUAAGAAGGCGUCCAGCCUGGUCUUGGACGGCCAGACGUUGAUCAACAUGGAAAUUUUUGCCAACUCAUUUGAUGGCGGCCAAGAGGGUACCCUAUUCCAACUGUUGAAUCGCUGUAUCACUCCAUUCGGAAAGCGUACGUUCAAACAAUGGGUCUGCCAUCCGUUAAUGGAUGCAAAGCGAAUCAACGCACGGUUGGAUGCCGUCGACGCUUUCAAUGCCGAUCCCAGCAUUCGUGAUCAGUUCUCCUCGCAAUUGACGAAAAUGCCAGACCUCGAGCGACUGAUCUCUCGAGUUCACGCUGGUGUCUGCAAAGCUCAAGACUUUGUUCGUGUUCUUGAGGGAUUCGAGCAGAUAGAGUACACCAUGGGCCUGCUCAAAGAUAGUGGCGCUGGCGACGGUAUCAUCGGUCAACUCAUCGAAGCAAUGCCAGACUUGACAACCUUACUAUCGUACUGGAAGACCGCUUUCGACCGACCCAAGGCAAAGGAGAACGGCAUCCUGGUUCCAGAGACAGGCGUCGAGGCCGACUUUGACAACUCGCAGGACACCAUUGAACAGCUCCACAAAGACCUUGAUAAUCUAUUGAAAAAGGCGCGUCGUGAUUUGGGGUCUACUGCCAUUUGCUACCGUGACAAUGGGAAGGAGAUCUAUCAACUCGAAGUUCCAAUCAAAGUCAAGAACAUCCCAAAGAACUGGGAUCAGAUGUCAGCUACAAAACAAGUGAAGCGGUACUACUUCCCUGAGCUGCGCAGUCUGAUCAGAAAAUUACAAGAAGCGCAAGAAACCCAUAGUCAGAUCGUGAAGGAAGUCGCUGGUCGGUUCCACGCUCGAUUUGAUGAACACUAUGGGACUUGGCUUGCUGCUGUACGCAUCGUUGCGCAGUUGGAUUGUUUGAUCAGUCUGGCCAAGGCAUCAGCUUCUCUUGGACAACCAAGUUGUCGUCCAGUCUUCGUGGAUGAUGAGCGCAGUGUUCUUGAAUUCGACGAGUUACGGCACCCGUGUCUCCUCUCCUCCGUUGAAGAUUUUAUCCCCAACGAUGUUCAACUUGGUGGUAAACACGCAAACAUUGAUCUACUCACUGGUGCCAACGCCGCUGGAAAGUCGACUCUUCUGCGAAUGACCUGUGUGGCUGUCAUCAUGGCUCAAAUCGGAUGUUACUUGCCCUGCAAAUCUGCUCGUUUGACUCCUGUUGAUCGUAUCAUGUCUCGUCUCGGCGCAAAUGACAAUAUUUUUGCUGCUCAAUCGACCUUCUUCGUUGAAUUGUCGGAGACCAAGAAGAUUCUGUCUGAGGCUUCGCCGCGGUCUUUGGUGAUUCUGGACGAGCUCGGCCGCGGUACCAGCUCCUAUGAUGGCGUCGCAGUCGCGCAAGCCGUGCUACACCAUGUUGCCACACAUAUCGGUGCAAUGGGAUUCUUCGCCACGCACUAUCACUCAUUAGCGGCAGAGUUCGAGAAUCACCCCGAAAUCUCUCCGAAGCGAAUGGCUAUCCAUGUGGACGACGUUGAGCGCCGCGUCACCUUCCUUUACAAACUCGAGAGCGGCGUGGCAGAGGGCAGCUUUGGUAUGCAUUGUGCAGCCAUGUGUGGUAUCCCAAACAAGGUCAUCGAACGUGCCGAGGUUGCGGCCAAACAAUGGGAGCAUACCAGUCGACUUAAGGAGAGUCUUGAACGUCGCAAAGGUGGUGGUCUGAUUGGGCUGGGCUGGUGGAGUGAUAUUGCGUGGGCAUUGCGCGAGUCGAGUGCGGAUGGCGAGGGCGAGGAGGAGGGUGUUUCUGAUCUUGGGUUGGAAGUUCUGCGAAAAGCUAUCGAAGCUUUGUAA